This is a messenger RNA of Diorhabda carinulata, 1663 nucleotides long. RefSeq names its product cyclin-A2-like. Gene Ontology annotation, molecular function: cyclin-dependent protein serine/threonine kinase regulator activity. The transcript is spliced from 6 exons. The record is from RefSeq and is a predicted model, not a curated record. Lineage: Eukaryota; Metazoa; Arthropoda; Insecta; Coleoptera; Chrysomelidae. Gene Ontology annotation, cellular component: cyclin A2-CDK2 complex; cytoplasm; nucleus. Gene Ontology annotation, biological process: mitotic cell cycle phase transition; regulation of cyclin-dependent protein serine/threonine kinase activity. Bases 318 to 1463 code for a protein of 381 amino acids.
AAAUAAUUAAAAAUAAUUACUAUUGAUCAUUAUAUAUGCUAGUUAAAAAGUUUAAGUAAAAAUACAGCAACACGUUUGGAUAUUUUUAUUAAUGUUAGAGUUUUUAUUGAUUACUUUUAUUUUUUUUUUAACUAUCAAAAAACUUGAUAACCGACAUCUUUUAAAAUCGACAUUGUCUGUCUUCAAGACUUUUUACUCUAUAAAUGUUUAAGUUUCAAUUGUAUUAUAGUGUAUAGUAGUAUUAUUUUAUUGGAAACGUAUUAUAUAUACACAUAUAUAAUUUUUUCGUGUUAUUAAAAUCUACAGUUCAGAAAAAAAUGAAUUUUCAAAUUCAUGAAGAUAUUGAUCACGUUGAAGCACUUCAUCGAGAUAUUCAAGUGAAAAAACAAAUAUUUGGCGAUAAUUAUUUCCAAAAGAACAAAGAAAAAACGAAUUUGAAUAAAAAUGAUAAGUUAGUAAACCAAAUUUUACGAAAGAAAAGUUUUCUAGAUAAUUAUCGAGAAAAUGUGUCGCAGAAAUGUCCGGAAUCGUUUGAAACUAUUUCUUCGGGGAAAAAAGAAGAAAGUAUGAAUGGGUUAAGAAUAAUUGAGGAGCCGUUUCUACAAGUUGAAAAAGAAAAUGUGGAGGUACAUGUAGAACCUGAUGGUUUUCCUUCAAGUUUAUUACACAAUUUCGAAUACAGGAAGGAAAUAUGGGGUUAUUUACGAGAUUUGGAAUCGCGAUUACCGCCCCCACACCCGAUUUAUAUGUCGAAACAAAAGGACAUCAAUUGGGAAUCGCGAAGUAUUUUGGUAGAUUGGUUAGCGAGCGUCGGAGACGAAUACAAAUUUAGUAACGAAACUUUCCACUUGGGUGUGAUAUAUCUCGAUAGAUUCUUGAGCCAAUUAUGUGUUACUAGAAACAAGCUGCAAUUGGUGGGAGCGGCGGCAAUGAUGUUGGCAUCGAAAAUGGAGGAGUAUUAUCCUCUUGGAGCUAGCGAAUGGUCCUAUUUGACAGGCGAUACAUUUACACCAAAACAAGUUCUCAAAAUGGAGAAAAUUAUCCUAAAAGUAUUGAAAUUUCGGAUGCAAAUACCGACUGUAAAUGGUUUCAUACAACAUUUAGCUACGGAACAGAAAAUGGAUGAGAAAACUGUGCAUCUCGCAAUGUAUAUAGGAGAGUUGGUUCUUUUGGAAGGUGACGAUUACCUCGAGAUUCUUCCGUCUAAAGUAGCCGCUGCGUGUAUAGCUUUAGCGCGUUACACAUUAUGGAAACGGACGGUUUGGCCGAAAAAAUUGAAAGCUGUUAGCGGUUAUUCACUAAAGGAACUUUCUCCGGUCGUACAGAAACAAAAUCAAACAUUGGGAUCGUCUCCGAUGAAGAAACAACAAGCUAUUCAAUCGAAAUACAAGAGCGAGAAGUUGAGUAAAGUGGCUCUAACUAGACCAAGGAAAAUAUUAUUAUACGAAUUCGACAGGGAGUGAAUUUACAUGCUUAUUAAAUAUUGACGUAUUUGUUCUAAUUUCGAGAAUUUAAAAAUGUUAUACUCUUAUUUGUGUUUAAUUAUAAGAAAUCCCCCCAAAAACCCUUAUAUAUAUUUUAUUAUUUUUAUAUAACCCCAUUUGUUAUCGCUAAAUUAAAUCUAUUGACUAUAUGCUAUUAUACGCUAUAUAAAGUAAAUAAA